UCCGCUCGCCACUGGACACACACGCACCAGCACCAGCCGCGGGUGAGCGUGUGAUAUUCUCGGCGACAGAAAUGGUGUCCUCCGCGUCCGGCAGCGGCGGCGGCGAUGGAUGCACGGCAGCGGCGGUGCGGGAGGUGGCGACGCUGCGGUUCGCGCGGCAGGUGGUGCUGGGGCGGUGGUUCAUGGUGUUCGCCUGCCUGCUCAUCCUCUCCGCGUCCGGCGCCACCUACAUCUUCGGCAUCUACUCCAAGGUGCUCAAGUCCACCCUCGGGUACGACCAGCAGACCCUCAACACGCUCUCCUUCUUCAAGGACCUCGGCGCCAACGUCGGCGUCCUCUCCGGGCUCCUCAACGAGGUCACCCCGCCCUGGGUCGUGCUCGCCACGGGCGCCGCCAUGAACCUGGCGGGCUACCUCAUGAUCUACCUCGCCAUCGACGGCCGCACCGCGCGCCCGCCCGUCUGGCUCAUGUGCAUCUACAUCUGCGUCGGCGCCAACUCCCAGUCCUUCGCCAACACCGGCGCGCUCGUCACCUGCGUCAAGAACUUCCCGGAGAGCCGGGGCGUCGUGCUGGGGUUGCUCAAAGGCUUCGUCGGCCUCAGCGGCGCCAUCUUCACCCAGCUGUACAUCGCCAUCUACGGUGACGACGCCAAGUCGCUCGUGCUGCUUGUCGCCUGGCUCCCCGCCGCGGUGUCCAUCCUCUUCGUCCACACUGUCCGCCUCAUGCCGCGCCGCCGCGGCGAGAGCCAGAGCGCCACCAGCAGCGACCCCUUCUACUGCUUCCUUUACAUCUCCAUGGGGCUCGCCACGUAUCUCCUCGUCAUGAUCGUGGUGCAGAAUCAGAUGGACCUCUCGCACGCCGCCCUCGUCGUCUCGGCCGCCGCGCUCCUUAUCAUACUCUUCCUCCCACUCGCCGUCGUCGUCAAGCAGGAGUACAGGAUCAAGAGGGAGCUCGAGGAGGCUCUUCUCGUGCCCCCAACCGUCACCAUCGACAACAAGGCGGCGCCACCGUCCUCCGACCUUCAAAUGGCAGAGGCAGAGCAGCCGGUGAAAGCAGAGGAGUCGUCAAAGCUUUCCACACCGGCGCCAGAAUCGUCUUCAUCGUCGUGCUGGAAGAACAUGUUCAACCCGCCGGCGCAGGGUGAGGACUACACGAUCCUGCAGGCGCUGGUGAGCGUGGACAUGCUGGUCCUCUUCCUCGCCACCAUCUGCGGCGUGGGCGGCACGCUCACGGCGAUCGACAACAUGGGCCAGAUCGGGCAGUCCCUCGGCUACCCACCCAAGAGCAUCAAGACCUUCAUCUCCCUCAUCAGCAUCUGGAACUACGCCGGCCGGGUCACCGCCGGGUUCGCGUCCGAGGCGGUCCUGGCACGGUACAAGUUCCCGCGCCCGCUGGCGCUCACGCUCGUGCUCCUCCUCGCCUGCGCGGGGCACCUCCUCAUCGCGCUGGGCGUGCCGGGCUCCCUCUACGCGGCGUCGGUCAUCAUCGGCUUCUGCUUCGGGGCGCAGUGGCCGCUGCUCUACGCCAUCAUCUCCGAGGUGUUCGGCCUCAAGUACUACUCCACGCUCUACAACUUCGGCUCCGUCGCCAGCCCCAUCGGCGCCUACGUGCUCAACGUGCGCGUCGCGGGAUACCUCUACGACGUCGAGGCGGCCAAGCAGCACGGCGGCACCCUCGACGGCGCCGGCGACAAGACGUGCAUCGGCGCGCAGUGCUUCAGGCUCUCCUUCCUCAUCAUCACCGCCGCCACCGUCGCCGGCGCGCUCGUCUCGCUCGUGCUCGCGUGGAGGACCAGGAAGUUCUACCGGAGCGACAUCUACGCCAGGUUCAGGGCCGACGGCCAACCGGCAGCGCUGCCGGAGCAGAACCGGCUCAAGGAUUCGGCCGAGCCAAUAAGCCCAGUCAACGGGACGAAGGAGCAGUCAAUGCGAUAGUGUGUGUAUCGAUGCAAACGGACACAUGGGUUAACUAGUCUUUUAUUUUGUUGUA
Lolium perenne is the source of this 1989-nucleotide messenger RNA. Its product is annotated as protein NUCLEAR FUSION DEFECTIVE 4-like. The record is from RefSeq and is a predicted model, not a curated record. NCBI's taxonomy places the organism in Eukaryota, Viridiplantae, Streptophyta, Magnoliopsida, Poales, Poaceae. Gene Ontology annotation, cellular component: membrane.